Molecule: messenger RNA, 1923 nt
Organism: Closterium sp. Naga37s-1
Lineage: Eukaryota; Viridiplantae; Streptophyta; Zygnematophyceae; Desmidiales; Closteriaceae
Source: the annotation of a GenBank genome assembly
AUGGACGGCUCGCCCGAACACGAUCCUGAUCAUCCUUAUUAUCAUCGUUUCAUCCGGGCUAUUCAACGGCAGGCGCUUCCCGCGGCUUCCCUGAGUGAUCCCACACCAGUUCUUCCCCAAGUAAGUCCCUUCCGCACCCCGGAUCCGCCACGCACAGCCCUGCUUCCGCCCUUCCCCGGGAGAAUCGCCCUUCUCGCCGCUUCCCCGGGCCAGCUCCCUCGCGCGUAUUCCGGCAACACGAUUCCCGGGGCGGCGUCCAGCAGCAGCAGCAGCGGCGGCACCGGCAGCAGCGCGCAGAGCCGGCAGUCUGGGCUCCGUCUGACGCGGCGGCUGGAUCUGGCGGCCUCAGAGAGCGGCGCCGCUGGCGGAGAAGGCGGCGGCCUCCGCGGUAGUGGUGGCGGCGUCCGCGAGCAGCGCGGUCGCAAGCAGCGGCGGCGGAUUCUACCGAGCGAAGAUGAGGUAAAAGCCGCUGCCGCUGGACACUUGGGCGGCCACGUGGCUGGCCAUUUUGGUGCCCACGUGGCAGGUCACUUGGGUGGCCACGAGGCUGCCACGUUUCAGAGGUUCUUUGGUGGCAGCAACUUUGGCGCAGCAGCAGGAGGAGCAAAUGCAGAGUUCGGAGAAGGACGAGGUGGGGGGGAAGUGGCAGGCGGAGAAGGAUUUCCGGGAGUAUUUACCCCAGGUUAUUCUGCUGCUGAUCUAGACGCUCUUAGACACGGGAGUGACUUGCACUCUCAACUAGCCCACCUGCUCCAGCAAAACGCUGCUGCUGCCAUGACUGCCGCUGCUACUACGGCUGCUGCUGCCAACCCAAGUGCUGCUGCUACUGCUGCCCACCCAGAAAGCCACAGCACGUUGCAGGCAUUGGGUUUACUAGGAGGGAAUACUGGGGGUUUUAGUAGGCAAGGAGGGGAGGGGGCGCGGAUAGAGGGCGGGGUUCUGGUGGGGGAGAUGGAAAGAGGGCUUUGGGAUAUGGGUGGAGGGGUGGAGGGACGCAUGGGAGGGAUGGGAGGAGGGAAGAGAGGCGGUAUGAGUGGGAGAAUGAAUGAGGGGAUGAGUGGCGGGAUGGGAGGACGAUGGGGGGGAGGAAUGAGUGGGGGACUGAAUGAUGAAAUGAAUAGGUUAGAGGGGAUGAGAGGCGACAUGAUGGCAGGGCAGGCCACAGCACCACCUCCUUCAGUCAUCCCCACUGACCUGCGCGCUUCCCUCUCCCUAAGCGCCGCUACAGCUGGGGAUUUCCACCGUGCCGCUCCGGGCUUCUGCAUGGCCGCCCCGCUACAGCCGCUGGCAGGAGGCUCGUUGGGCGGCAGUGGCGGCAGCAGUGGCGGCGGGUUGCUGUAUGAAUGCAGAUUCUGCGGGAAGGGAUUCGCGCAGUCGCAGGCGCUUGGAGGGCAUAUGAACACUCACCGCCGAGUGCUCGCCUGGGAGCCGGAGAGGCACAGCUGCUCCUGGCGCUCUCCCAGGGAGCUUCCAUGGUGCAACCAGCGGCAAUGUUCCAACCAGUGCCUUUGGCCCAACCAGGACUCACUGCAUUCCCUCACGGCUCAACCAGCGGCCCUCUUGCAGCAGCUGCCAACGUUGAACCCAACCCAGCAGCAGCUCAUGCAACACAGAGAGCAAUGCAGGGUCAAGGCCCCUCCCUUCAAGGCCCCUCCUUCCAAGGUCACUCCCUUCAAGCAGAAGCAACAGCAGCAGCAGCAACAGCAGCAGCAGCAGCAGCAGCAGCAGCAGCAGCAGCAGCAGCAGCAGCAGCAGCAGCAGCAGCAGCAGCAGCAGCAGCAGCAGCAGCAGCAGCAGCAGCAGCAGCAGCAGCAGCAGCAGCAGCAGCAGCAGCAACAGCAGCAACAGCAACAGCAGCAAGAGCAGGAGCAGCUGCAGCAACUGUGUGACCAGGAUCGGGAACAAAAUGAAAAUCAGGGUUAG